Pestalotiopsis fici W106-1 is the source of this 1134-nucleotide messenger RNA. RefSeq lists its product as uncharacterized. Gene Ontology annotation, molecular function: oxidoreductase activity, acting on the CH-OH group of donors, NAD or NADP as acceptor. The transcript has 2 exons. Bases 1 to 1134 code for a protein of 377 amino acids. The record is from RefSeq and is a predicted model, not a curated record. NCBI's taxonomy places the organism in Eukaryota, Fungi, Ascomycota, Sordariomycetes, Amphisphaeriales, Sporocadaceae.
AUGCCGUUCCAUAAUGGUUGGCUGCCCCGCGAAGGGUUCACUGCCGAUCCGGUGCUGAGCUUGGUCAAUAAGACGGUCUUGAACCCUGUGCUUCUGCUGCCCGUCCUGCUGCUUGCAAGAUUUACGAAAAAGGGCGAAGAUGUGUCCCUUCUUCACCCUCAGGCCUUCUCCAGAUUCAAAACCUUGUUCUAUUUUGGCCUGGCCAAAUGGCUGAGCGCAUACUACUCGGACGGCGUCAUCAAUAACUGGACGCGGGAUACCUACGACUGGCCGAGGGAGAUUGCCGUGGUCACGGGAGGCGCGGGAGGUAUCGGUGGGAAUGUCGUCAAGUUGUUAGCAGAGCGCGGUGUCAAGGUUGUGGUUUUGGACAUUCAAGAGAUGAACUUUGAUGCUGGCCCCAAUGUUCAUUACUACAAAUGCGACUUGACCAGCCCGGCCGAGAUCAAGUCGGUCGCGGCCAAGGUCCGGGCUGAAGUGGGCGACCCGACAAUCUUGGUGAACAAUGCCGGAGUGGCACGCGGCAAGACGAUUCUCGACACGACGGAGCGGGAUCUCAAAUUCACCUUUGACGUCAACGUCUUUGCGGGCUUCUACACGGUGCGGGAGUUUCUGCCGGCCAUGAUCCGCCGUGACCACGGCAUGAUUGUGACCGUCACGUCGCUGGCCGCCUGGAUCACGGUGCCCAACAUGGUCGACUACGGCGCGUCCAAGGCCGCGGCCCUGGCCUUCCACGAGGGGCUGUCGGCCGAGCUCAAGACGCGCUACAAUGCCCCCAAGGUCCGCACCGUCCUGGUCAACCAGGGCUAUACCAAGACGCCCCUGUUCACCGGGUUCCGCGAGGACAGCCCCUUUACCAUGCCCGCGCUCGAGCCCGAGAGCGUGGCCGAGGCCAUUGUCAGGCAAAUCCUCACGGGCAAGAGCGGUCACAUUGUCAAGCCGUCUCUCGGCGCCACCAUGAAGGCGCUCAGGACUUUGCCGCACUGGUACAGCUAUGGUUUGAGGGCCAAGGGGGAGAACUUUAUGACCAACUGGCGCGGAACGCAGGUCGUCAAGGACUUGGACAAGCACUAUGCGGAGAGAGAGGGAGGCAAAGGCGAGGUUGAUGGGAGCACAGUGCUCGUGCCAGAGGCGUAA